AUGCCACUCCUCGCGUCGCUGCUGCUCGCUCCGGCCCAGGUCGUGCUCGACCCGUCCGGCAUUGCGAUGCCCAUGUUUGACGCGGAGAGGCGCUUCCACGAGAACGUCGCGCGCUCGCGCUGGUCUGCCAACACCAUGGAGUACGUCGACGGCGUGUCGUCGUCGGUGCUGCGGCAUCCGUACACGAUCGCGCACGCCGCCGCGAGUGAGCUCUUCGUCGCCUCGUUCACGCUCAACCACGUCGUGCGGCUGCGCUGGAUCGACGGCAAGCGCGCGCAGUACAAAGUGUUUGUCAAGGGACGAGACCUCGACGGCCCGGUCGGGAUGGCGCUUGACCACGCCGGCUCGCUCUUCAUCGCCUCCUUCACGAACGACGUCGUGCUGCGCGUCAACGCGUCGGACGGGGCGCUGCUCGACCGGAUCGGCGACGAGGAGAGCCUCGACUGCCCCGAGGGGCUCGCCCUCUCGCCCGACGGCCGCCUCUUUGUCGCCUCCUUCCUCCUGCCGCACCUGUCCGUCUUUGACCCGCAGAGCGGCGCCUUCCUCGGCAGAUUUGGAGCGCUGGCGCCGCAGCCGGCGCAGGCGGCGCCGCGGCCGGCGCCCUCGCUCGCCGGCGCAGAGGACGUCGCCUUUGACUCGGAGGGCGCGGUGCACGUCAGCGCCUACUACAGCUCGGCGGUCUACAAGUUCGACGCGCAGAGCGGCGCGCUGCUCGCCGUGUACGGCCAGGGCCUCGUCAGCGGUCCGGUCGGCAUCGCCUGCGACCCGUCCUCGGGAGACAUGUUCGUGUCCUCCUACCGCGACGAUAAGGUGCUGCGCUUCACGCCCGGAGGCGCCUUCGUCGGCGUCGCCGCCGGCGCAGACGUGUCGCCCGACGGCGAGGCGGGCGCCGCGCAGGCGGAGCUGCGGGCGAGGAGGCAGCGGCGUGGCGCCACGAUCCGCAGCCCGAGCGGCCUCUCCUUCGACCCGCACGACGGCACGCUCUGGGUCGCCUCGUACGCCACGGGCGCGGUGACACGCUUCAACAGCAGCGCGUGGGGCGGCGGCCGCACCUGGCGGGUGACCGACUGA
Messenger RNA from Emiliania huxleyi CCMP1516, 1071 nucleotides. RefSeq lists its product as hypothetical. The record is from RefSeq and is a predicted model, not a curated record. Bases 1 to 1071 code for a protein of 356 amino acids. NCBI's taxonomy places the organism in Eukaryota, Haptophyta, Isochrysidales, Noelaerhabdaceae. The transcript has a single exon.